Parnassius apollo (apollo) is the source of this 1929-nucleotide messenger RNA. The record is from the annotation of a GenBank genome assembly. NCBI's taxonomy places the organism in Eukaryota, Metazoa, Arthropoda, Insecta, Lepidoptera, Papilionidae.
AUGACACCAAAAGGAGAUACUUCACUUUCUGGUCCAACUACUUCAACAGGAAAGACGGGCAUGAACAGAAAUGCAAAACGAAACCGCCUGUCAUCAAUUGACUUAACAACUAUUGUUUCUGAUAAAAUGAACAUAUUUAGAGAUUCGAACAUGAGCAUUAAAACACUGAACGACGAUGACUUCGAUACUAAAGUCCGAUGCAUGAAAUUAGUUCAACAUCCCAAUGUGGUGCGACUAUAUGAAGUAAUUGACACGCAGACUAAAUUAUACUUGAUAUUAGAGUUAGGGGAUGGAGGUGAUUUAUAUGACUAUAUAAUGAGACACGACUCUGGUCUCUCAGAAUCUCUUGCUCGUGAUUAUUUUCGCCAAAUCGUACGCGCAAUCUCUUAUUGCCAUAGGUUACAUGUUGUCCAUCGUGACUUAAAACCAGAAAAUGUAGUAUUUUUUGAAAAGUUAGGCGUAGUAAAAUUGACUGAUUUUGGUUUUAGUAACAAAUACUGUCCUGGGCAGAAAUUAGAGACUUCAUGUGGAUCUUUAGCUUACUCAGCUCCUGAGAUUUUAUUAGGUGACUCUUAUGAUGCUCCCGCUGUCGAUGUUUGGUCCCUAGGUGUGAUCCUGUACAUGUUGGUAUGUGGACAGGCACCAUUCCAGGAAGCAAAUGACAGUGAAACGCUUACAAUGAUUAUGGAUUGUAAAUACACUAUACCACCGCAUAUAUCAAGUUCUUGUAAAAGGUUAAUAGGAAGAAUGCUAGUCAGGGAACCAGAAAAGCGAGCCACCUUAUCAGAGAUUGCAACAGAUCCUUGGGUCACUGCUGGUGAAGGCAUAGCUGUAGAAGAUUUCGAUGCUCCACUAGUAACAAAAGAACAGCUAUCAGAGGAGGAUCGAUCAGCCAUAUUGCAAAGGAUGGUAAAUGGUUCCAUUGCCACAAAGGAACAUAUUUUGGAAUCAUUAGAAAAAAAUGAAUAUAAUCACAUAACUGCUACAUACUACCUCCUGGCAGAAAGAAAAUUGCGGUUGAAGCGGCAAGCGGCCCGUGCAGUGCGAAGGCCUGAAGCAUUGGGUGUCCCUUUGGGCGCUUCGCGAGGUCGAGCGCUUUUGGCGCCGCCGCCCCUUCCUGCAGCGCCGCGCACCCCGCAAGAUGUACCACCGCGUUCCCGUAAGUGCAGCAUUGUUCGAGAGGAAGAAGACGACGAGGACACGAGUGUAGCCAGCAGCGGCUCGGCACGGGCGGCCGACGCAAGGCGAGGCUCGCGAUCAGAGGGCCGCCUUCACCUAGCGCGACCGGCACAACUCGCCGAUAACCUCACUAAGGUGAACUUGGACGACGGCGUGACGGAGACGCGACGCGCGAGCGUUACGCCGGGCGCUGGAACGCCGACGCCGCCGCGCGCCCCGCCGCCCGCGCCGCCGCCCGCGCGCCGCCAGCGCAUCGACUGCCGGCGUCGACGCCCGCGCGCUGGUUCCUGCUCCUCCUCUGACCUGUCCGAUGAUGACUCGGAGAAGAAGAAACGCGCCGCCGAGCAAAGUGACGCGCCGUACGAACGCGCGCGCCGCGACUCGCACGACGACUCCAGCGACAGUCAGGAGCGAGGCGGCGCGGCGGGCGGACGUGGCGGCCGACAAGCACCGCGCGCGACGCACACCACGACCGCGGGGCCCGGCGACUCUGGCGGUACGAACGGCAGUACAGGGUCCGCCGGCGACGCUCGAGGCGGCUCCGCCGGUGGUCGACGACGACGUGCGGCGCGCAAGGAGAGCCGUUUACGUGAGUCGCGUUCUCUAAACCGCAUCGCUGAGGUCGAAGAAGCGACGACCGCUCGUUGGGCCGCCGGUGGUUUGGUCGCAUUUUGCGGCCGCCCGCUGUUGCGACUGUGGGCGGCAGCACGGCCGGCGCCUUCCGCCCGUCGCCUGCAUGGCCUCUGCUAA